AUGAAUGUUAUACCAUUGAAGGCGUUUCUUAUUAACUAUGUAUUUAUUAUUUAGGGUAAAAUGUCCUAUGUAUUUAACUAUAUAAACAAAGUUGAUACUUUCUUGGAUGAAAGGUGGUCUACGAUUUUGUGGUUGUUUAAAUAUAAUGACAGAUUAAUAUUUACUUUCGGAACUUCUUUGGUACAUUUCCUAUCGUUCUUGGUAAUUAACAUAUUCUACAUGUAUGUUGAUUACAGCGGAAAACCGGUAUGGAUGCUCAAAUACAAAAUAAAGAAAGAUAAACAUUUCCCGGUGAAACCAAGUCGGUUCUUCUGGUGCUGCGCUGUAGUUUUAUUCAAUGAAAUUCUCUCCUGUGUUCUCAUCUAUCUUUCGUAUCCAAUCAUGAAAUACACCGGCAUGUCAUGUGAUCAACCUGUACCACAACUCUGGAAGUUGUAUCUGCUUUUCGUUGCUUUCGGGCAUUUUGGCUACAGUGCAUUCCACUACUUUCACAGGUUAAUGCACCAUCCUUCCAUUUACAAGUACUGCCACAAAAUGCACCACGAGUGGAUAGCACCCAUCAGUAUUGCUGCUGUAUACUCUCAUCCGAUCGACCACAUUGUAUCCAAUUUCAUCCCUUACUUUAUCGGACCUAUUCUGCUUGGUUCUCAUCUCUCUAUUACCUGGUGAUGGAUUAUUUAUGCUCAAGCAACCAGUUCAAUUCACCAUAGCAAUUACCAUCUUCCAUUUUUAUCUUCUCCUCAAUAUCACAACUACCAUCACGUUAAGUAA
This is a messenger RNA of Ciona intestinalis (vase tunicate), 771 nucleotides long. NCBI's taxonomy places the organism in Eukaryota, Metazoa, Chordata, Ascidiacea, Phlebobranchia, Cionidae. The record is from RefSeq and is a predicted model, not a curated record.